AUGCCAUCUUCUUCCACCGUCUUUCCAGUAUUUAUGUUGUCAACCUCUAUGUCCUCAUACCUGGGUUUCGCCAUAUAUGCACCAUUGUGGCUGUAUCCGUUGUUUGGCAGAUGGCUUUUCUGGGUUCGAGGCAGUGAAGCCAAAUCCAAUUGGAAGAAAACCCAAACGCCCCACCACCGUCUUCUGUCUGUCUUUCCAGCAUUGGUGCUGUCGACCUCUGUAUCUUCAUGUGUGUUUCGCCCUAUUGGGCGGACCAAAGAUGCAGAGGACGGUGGCAAUAAUUCAGUUUCUGAAUCCUUUCUAUUGAUGUCCUACUUUUGAACUGUUUCUGUUUCUCGUUCCGAUUCUUUGUUCUUUGAUGGGGCUUCUUAGAUAAUCAUAUUUAUUUAGCUGAUGAUGAUUUUGGUUCUGUGAUAUGUU
Magnolia sinica is the source of this 420-nucleotide messenger RNA. RefSeq lists its product as uncharacterized. The record is from RefSeq and is a predicted model, not a curated record. The transcript is spliced from 2 exons. Lineage: Eukaryota; Viridiplantae; Streptophyta; Magnoliopsida; Magnoliales; Magnoliaceae. The coding region runs from base 1 to 321 and encodes 106 amino acids.